This is a messenger RNA of Cottoperca gobio, 2526 nucleotides long. RefSeq names its product inositol hexakisphosphate kinase 2-like. The record is from RefSeq and is a predicted model, not a curated record. Gene Ontology annotation, cellular component: nucleus; cytoplasm. Gene Ontology annotation, molecular function: inositol hexakisphosphate kinase activity. Gene Ontology annotation, biological process: phosphatidylinositol phosphate biosynthetic process; inositol phosphate biosynthetic process. The transcript is spliced from 5 exons. NCBI's taxonomy places the organism in Eukaryota, Metazoa, Chordata, Actinopteri, Perciformes, Bovichtidae. Bases 271 to 1725 code for a protein of 484 amino acids.
UCUCAGCUGUCAGAGAGCAUUCAGUCUGAAGUGGAGGCACAAGCAGGAUCUGUCUGUGUUUGCUUUAUGUGCCGCUGCAGCACUAAUCCAAACCUCUACGUUUAGAGGACUUUCUGUGGCUUUCUGUUUCUACUCAACUACAAGAUCUGCCAGAGAAAGAGUUAAGGAGGAAUUGAAUAUCCUCUAAAACUUGGCUUUUUAUUCUGUUUCUCUUCUAUUUCCUCCUUCCUGUCUUAAUGCCCACGGCAGUGCGGUCGUGGCCAGAGGAGGAUGGGUCCGGCUGUGGAGGCUCAGGCCCAGAAGGCCAUGGAUACAGAGCAAAAGCAGCAGCAGCAGCAGCAGAACCAGCUGCAGCAGCAGCAGCAGCAGUGCUACAUGGAGAAAGGGGUGAUGCUUGAGCCCUUCCUACACCAAGUGGGGGGACAUUGCUGCGUCCUUCGACUCGGGGAGCAGACCAUCUGCAAACCCCUCAUCCCCCGUGAACAUCAGUUCUACGAGAGUGUGCCUGCUGCAAUGAGGAAGUUUACCCCACAGUAUAGAGGUGUGGUGUCAGUGAGCUUCGAGGAGGAUGAAGAAGGGAACCUUUGCCUCAUUGCUUACCCCCUCCAGAGUGACCCAGCACCAGAUCUGGAGAACAAAGACCCCUUGGCCGACUGCGACCUCAAAUGGGAGAUGCCCAUGUGGGAGAAAAUGAUGGCAUACUCGUCCCUUGUGGACAGUGAAAUUCACAGCAAAGAUGGCCGAGGCCGCCUCUCUUGUAAUGACAAGGACAAGAGCGUUCACCUGCUGAAGGAGGAGGUCGAGGUGCUCUACUACAGACUGGAGCGCAGUCACAGUAAUGCUGUACCGCAGCUCAAACACAACCCCUGGACUCUCACAAGUCAACAACACCAGCUGCAGAAGAUGAAGGAGAGUGCCAUGCACUGCAACCAAUACAAGUUCAUCCUGCUGGAGAAUCUGACGUGGCGGCACACGUUGCCGUGUGUGUUGGACCUGAAGGUGGGCAUACAGCAGUAUGGAGACGAGGUCACGGAGGAGAAAAAGGCCAGGAAGAUGUACAAGUUACAGCAGAGCACAGCACCCAUAUUGGGAGUCUGCCUCUCUGGCAUGCAGGUUUACCGGUGUGACACGGGCCAACUCAUGUUCAUGAACAAGUUCCACGGCCGCAGGCUGACUGUGCCGGGCCUCAAGGAGGCUUUGUUCCAGUUCUUCCACAGCGGACGGCGUCUACGACGUGAACUCUUCUCCCCGGUGAUACGCAGGCUGCGAGAGUUGCAAGCUGCCCUGGAAACCUGUGAAUCCUAUCGCUUCUACUCCAGCUCUAUGCUAAUCAUCUACGACGGAGCGCCCCACCAAAAGCACACUGAGGACGGCCUCUCUGAAGAGGAAGAUGAGGACGAAGAGGUGGAGGCUGAACCAGAAAUGGAGGAGGAAGAAGAAGAGGAGGGUGAAGCAGCAGGUGCACUUGGUUUUCCUCGCAGACCCUUUACGUCUAGCGAUGGCAGCAGUAGGGACGGGAACUCAGGUGUCGACCACGCUCGCUUGCCCCGCUCAGAGCCCCGCAGCCCCAUGGUGGAUGUGAGAAUGAUAGAUUUUGCCCACACCACCUGCAGUCAUUACCAGGGGGAGAGCGUGGUUUACAAGGGCCUGGACAGCGGCUACAUCUUUGGCCUCCAGAACGUGAUCACCAUCAUCUCCGAGCUGGAGAACCACAGCGCAGACUGAAGACACACACACAUUCAGACACAGAUGCAUAGUAACACAGAGGAGAAAGAGGAGGACUGGACUACAGAGGUGGAGAGAGAUUUCUCCUCUCCUCUUCAGAAUUACACUUUGUUGUAGCUGGCUUUUCUUCGGACCCAGUUCCUGUUUCUGCCGUUGGUGCUUCUCAAUGUUCCUGUUGUAUGUGUCUAUCUUGGGGAUAUGAAAGAUACCUGCCCAUAACAUAGACGAGCCAUCUGUGUGACUGAUGCAGUGAUGUACUCAUUGUCAUAAAUCUGCUUAACCCGGUUUAGGACAAAAGGGUAGGCUGCAAAUAAAAGCAGAUUGAAGUCUUGAGACAGUAGAAAUGUUUUCCUUAUGUCCAACUCCAAAGAAGGCGUCAGCAUUUCACACACAAACACUUUAUGUUGAACAAGUGAGUGUGUUACUCUGGCACAGGGCUAUGUGAGAGAGCAGGAGUUGUAUGUGUAUGAGGACAGAGCCGGUGGGAGGAGAGGGAGGGAGCCUCCGUUCUUCUUUGUUGCCUGUUCAUUCUGCCGUCCUUCUCUUCCUGCUCAUCUUCACUCAAAGAGAUUAUUUUGGGUAUGAGAGAAAGAUGAUAUAGAUUUAUCUCAUUAUUUUACAUGUUUCAUAAAAUAAACAGAAAGUAAAAAAAGAAUGUGAAUGAAGAGUACUACAUUCCAUGGUGUUAAUGUUAUAAUAAUGAUAUUGAUUAAUAUUGUUAUUCGACAUGUUUGGAUACCUCUAUCUUGUAUGUUUGUGUUGUCCACUUGUUUGUUGAAGAAAAUAAAGGCUUUAUGUCGA